AUGACAAGUAGUCAGAUAGUUGAUAAAGAUGAAGAAGAGAAGGCAACAAAGGAUGACCAUGUCAUAGAGGUAGUUCUGGAAGUGAGGGAAAAUAAGAAAGAAGAAGAAAGAGUUAUACCACCAGUAAAUCCAAUUGAAGACAAAAAUAAAAAAGAGGAUAAACUAGUGAUUAAGUUACAUUACCCUGAGAGAGUGACAAAGAAGGAUCCAAAAGAGAAAGACCUUGAGAAAUUCAUCAUAAUGUUCACAAGGUUAGAGAUCAAUAUGCCUUUCUUUGAAGCACUCGAGCAAAUGCCCAUGUACCAUAAAUUCAUGAAAGAGGUAAUCGCUAAAAAGAGACCAAUAAGAGAUAGGUCGAUAACCUUUAAUGAAAGAUGUAAUGCAAUAUCAUCGGGUAGGAGAAUCCCAAUCAAGCAGAAGGAUCAUGGAUCUGUCACAGUCCCAUGCACUAUAAAAGACAGAACUUUCAAGAAGGUACUAAUUGAUUUUGGAGCCAGUGUGAGUCUGAUGCCAUUGUCAAUCUACAAAAAGCAUGGUAUUGGAAAUGUCAGUGAUACAAGGACAAAUCUAAAAUUUGCAUAUCACUCCAUAAAUAAUGCAUAUGGGAUAGCGGAAGACGUACUUGUGACAAUAGAGGAAUUUGGUUUUCCUGUUGAUUUUAUGAUCAUAGACAUACUUAAGGAUGAAGAGACAUCUAUCAUUCUUGGUCGAUCAUUCAUGCGGACAAGUCGAUGCAAUUUCAACAUAGGCCACGGUACACUAACUUUAAAAGUUUAUGAUGAUGAAAUAACCUUGAAUGUUCUUGAAAACAAGAAGUUAUAA
This is a messenger RNA of Lathyrus oleraceus (garden pea), 822 nucleotides long. RefSeq lists its product as uncharacterized. The transcript has a single exon. Lineage: Eukaryota; Viridiplantae; Streptophyta; Magnoliopsida; Fabales; Fabaceae. Bases 1 to 822 code for a protein of 273 amino acids. The record is from RefSeq and is a predicted model, not a curated record.